UUUGCCUGUGACUUUUCGGUUUCGUUUGAAGGAGAGGAGUCGUCUUUCUCACCUUUCAAUUGCAUUUUGCAUUUAAAUUUUCAAAUAAAACUGCUUUUACCUUCCAGUAAUUGAACACUUUGGUGUGCAUGUUUGUUGUUGAACUAUAUUAUUUCAAAUAUUCUGUACAAUUUCUUUAUAGAAACGAUUACAAAAAGAACUAUUGGCAUUGCAAAAUGAUCCACCUCCAGGAAUGACUCUGAACGAAAAGAGUGUACAGAAUUCAAUUACACAGUGGAUUGUAGACAUGGAAGGUGCUCCAGGAACACUAUAUGAAGGGGAGAAAUUUCAGCUUCUAUUUAAGUUUAGUAGUCGGUAUCCUUUUGAUUCACCUCAGGUCAUGUUUACUGGAGACAAUAUUCCUGUUCAUCCUCAUGUUUAUAGCAAUGGUCAUAUCUGUUUAUCCAUUCUAACAGAAGACUGGUCUCCAGCUCUCUCAGUGCAAUCUGUUUGUCUUAGCAUUAUUAGCAUGCUUUCCAGCUGCAAAGAAAAGAGGCGACCUCCAGAUAACUCAUUUUAUGUAAGAACAUGUAACAAGAAUCCAAAGAAAACAAAAUGGUGGUAUCAUGAUGACACGUGUUGAUGCCACCGUUUGGUGAUCCUCGUAGCAGAAGAUAGUCCUACUGAGAAAACGAGCACUUUGAUCAUUCAGUCUUUGACCUCUAGCCUUUGACUGGAAGCGAGCUGUGGGCCAUGGGGACGACCUCCGACUGCGUUCCGCUCGUGUGCGGCUGGGCGCAUGCUGAUCGCUGGCUCAGGCCGUGCAGCCCACGUGCUUUUGUUAGUCAUACAGUAUUAAUGCAGGUGUCCAGAAAUGUCAGAAUAAUUCCAUUAUUUUUGUUUUGAGCUUUUGGAAGAAUUCCGGGUCUUCAUACCUUGUGCAAUACCACUGAGCUCCUCGGCAGUUUGGUGCAUCCAUUGCCGGCAAUGGACGUUGUGCCAGGGAAAGGUUUCGCUCCAGCCACAAAAAAAGAUUGCUGCAUGACAGAGCUUAUGAAAGUUUGGGAUAUAUCUGGAUUAUAAGCAAGGGAUCUACCAUUACCUUAAAAGCCAUCCCAUUCUUUUCUAUUUGGAUUCUAUGCACUGUGAUCACAGAACUAGCAGCAUGAGUUACCAUGCUUAGCUGAAGGACUGUAAUAAGUUCAUUGCAUAUUUAUGAAAUUUUUAUCUGCUGUCAAAUUGUUUUGACAUGGAAGGUUUUUCACGUGACAUUGGCAGAGAGGUACAAUGUUAUCCCUAUGGUGAAAUAAAACUACUUUUUGUACAUAGUUAUAUCUCUGAAGCAAAGGUAUGAGUAAUUUAGGGUAUGAGUGAGUUAAUCCAGAAUCUGUUUUGGGGAUGGGAGAGGAUGGCCGUGGUAUAACUGAACUUUCUGCAGUCUGUAAUUGGGCUUGUAACUCGUGCCCCAGCUCUGCCCGGGCGGAUCACACACUGUCCUUCCCUGCCAGCCAUCAGCAUGAGCCCUGUGCCCACACC
Molecule: messenger RNA, 1515 nt
Organism: Merops nubicus (carmine bee-eater)
Lineage: Eukaryota; Metazoa; Chordata; Aves; Coraciiformes; Meropidae
Gene: UBE2W
Product: ubiquitin-conjugating enzyme E2W (putative)
Exons: 5
Coding region: 233-622 (129 amino acids)
Source: RefSeq, a predicted model, not a curated record